Pecten maximus is the source of this 2568-nucleotide messenger RNA. RefSeq lists its product as uncharacterized. The transcript is spliced from 7 exons. Bases 5 to 1168 code for a protein of 387 amino acids. Gene Ontology annotation, molecular function: protein binding. Lineage: Eukaryota; Metazoa; Mollusca; Bivalvia; Pectinida; Pectinidae. The record is from RefSeq and is a predicted model, not a curated record.
CAAUAUGGCUGACACUAGGACCGGAAGCAGUGGUUCUAAGUCAAAUAUUUCAGAAUUUCUCAAGAUAGAGUAUUCAAGAUGCAUGAUAUGUGAUGGGUUUUAUGGCUCCAACUUCGGCCAGCCUGUGUGUAGCACCUGCCAUUUGUUCCUAUUUACAUCAGACAUCAAUUCAGAAGAUGGAGAACAGGAAAUUUAUAAUGAGAAGGCAGAUUCGGAUGCUGACUCGGGAAAUGAGGAGCCUGGAGCAGCAUUUGACUUUUACACAAAUGGAAGUCAGGAUGCCCAGGAGACCAGGAGGGUGAAAUCUGGUGUCACUCACAAGAUGGACAAACUCACAGAACGUAUAUCCUCACUUACAAUGCCAAGAGAAAAAGACACAGUGCCUGAAGGCUUGGUGGAUUCCAUGCCCCCAGAAGUGCUUUUAGUAGUAUUUAAGUACCUGGACGAUAUUUCACUGUGGACAGCUGGACGGGUAUGUUCAAGAUGGAGACAAAUUUUGGAAGGGGAGACAACCGACUCCCAAUGGAAGGAAUUUUGUAAACUGCGUUGGCCACUUUUUUACCCACAGUACAGAGUGAAGACAUGGAAAACAAUUUACACAAAAUUGCUAGAGAGCUCCCCUUGUAAAUACUGUUUAGAGAGCAUGAUGUUACAGAGUACCCCACCAAUAGAGGAGAACUCCUGGCGACAUCGCAGACUAAGGAGUGAGCUGAAGACCCUGAAGUCAGACCCUCCAGAGGGUAUAAAAGCUACUCCUCUAGACCGACACUGUUGUCACUGGCAGGCUUCCAUCACUGGUCCCCAGGGAAGUCCUUACGAGGGAGGACUGUUUCUGUUAUAUUUACAGAUACCACAAAGUUAUCCAAUGAGACCUCCAAAAGUACGAUUCAUUACAAAGAUAUUUCAUCCGAAUAUCAGUCGCCAUGGAGACGUAGGCUUGGACUCUAUACAUCACAACUGGAGUUUAGCACUGACAAUAUCUAAAGUGUUGAUAAGCAUUCAGUCAUUAUUAACAGAUCCAUACUGUCAUGUUUGUAUGGAGCCAACAGUAGGACAAUUGUAUGCUCAAAACAGGAAUGAAUUCAACAGGAUAGCACGAUUAUGGACAUGGAAAUAUGCUAUGCAUGAUUUCCUCAUGCCAAUGAACAUAGAUCUGAAUGGAGUAUAGGAUGGGGUGUAUACUCUAGACCAAUACUAAUGUAAUGGGGUAUAGGAUGAAGUGAAUGCUCUAGACCAAGACUUCUGUAAUGGAGUAUAGGAUGAAGUGUAUACUCUAGACCAAGACUCUGUAAUGGAGUAUAGGACGAAGUGUAUACUCUAGACCAAGACUUCUGUAAUGGGGUAUAGGAUGAAGUGUAUACUCUAGACCAAGACUUCUGUAAUGAAGUAUAGGAUGGAGUGUAUACUCUAGACCAAGACUUCUGUAAUAGAGUAUAGGAUGAAGUGUAUACUCUAGACCAAGACUUCUGUAAUGGGGUAUAGGAUGAAGUGUUUACUCUAGACCAAGACUCUGUAAUGGGGUAUAGGAUGAAGUGUAUACUCUAGACCAAGACUCUGUAAUGGAGUAUAGGAUGGAGUGUAUACUCUAGACCAAGACUCUGUAAUGGGGUAUAGGAUGAAGUGUAUACUCUAGACCAAGACUGUAAUGGGGUAUAGGAUGGUGGAUAUACUCAAGGUCAAGACCUUGGUAUUGAUUAAAAAAUCAGCAGUGGAAAGAACAAUUAAAUAGGAUAGUCAGUCAAAUUUUGUUUAAUCCAAAACCUUCAUUAGUUUGGAAACUGAUGAGUGAAUGGUUUACCCCAAACAAGCGUGUGAUCAGGAUUCUAUUUUCUGUAAUGUCUGAUUUGGUAGAUACAUCAUGCAUUCAUUUAAAAAUCAAACUACAAUUUAUUAUUAACUUGCUGAUUUUAUCAGUAUUUUAAGUUCAAAAAUGCUAAAUUAUCAUUACCACUAGCAGCUUAUUACUGCUAAAAUAGAAUGGUUUAGAUAGCAGAGUAAAUCACUUGCCGUACCCCUUCUGUUUUGGUUAUCUUUUUUUGAAACAUUAAAUAAUGUUUCAGAGACAAUGUGCAAUAUUUUGUUGAAAUUCUUUACAUGUUAAAUAUGUUGAUUGGUUGUUCUAUACAUAUACAGAUAUUAAAUGUAUGUAAUACUUUUUUAUAUACUGUUAAUACAACAUUUUGUUAGGAAGUGUAUGUAGUGGCUAGUCUGAUUAAAAUCACCUGUUACAUGGCUACUGGUUCAGGGCUUGUAUAUUGUAGCCGAUUUUAAUCCAAUUGGAAUUAUAUUUUGGGUAUAGAGGCUUGGUAUGGAAUAAAAAAGUCAGGGCCUGGUUUUCAGAACUUUGUAAAUCUAGGCUAGCUUAAUUAUAUUUUAAGGAACUACAGAUUUUUUUAAAAUGUUCAACUUCAUGAUGAUGGAAACUUGCCUCUCUUGCUACACUGUUACAUUAAUUCACUAGUCAUUUUAUUGAUUGAUUGGAUCAUGAUGAACUCAGUCAUGAUUGACAUAACAUGAACAUGCUUCUCAAUUUUUCAGUCUGACUGCCAUCAAUAUUUCCAUUACGCU